This is a messenger RNA of Brassica rapa (field mustard), 1611 nucleotides long. Its product is annotated as ribulose bisphosphate carboxylase large chain. Gene Ontology annotation, molecular function: magnesium ion binding; ribulose-bisphosphate carboxylase activity. NCBI's taxonomy places the organism in Eukaryota, Viridiplantae, Streptophyta, Magnoliopsida, Brassicales, Brassicaceae. The record is from RefSeq and is a predicted model, not a curated record. Gene Ontology annotation, biological process: carbon fixation.
GGCGAAUCAAAUAUCAUGGUCUAAUAAAGAAUCAUUCUGAUUAGUUGAUAAUUUUGUGAAAGAUUCCUGUGAAAAAGGUUAAUUAAAUCUAUUCCUAAUUUAUGUCGAGUAGACCUUGUUGUUUUGUUUUAUUGCAAGAAUUCUAAAUUCAUGACUUGUAGGGAGGGACUUAUGUCACCACAAACAGAGACUAAAGCAAGUGUUGGAUUCAAAGCUGGUGUUAAAGAGUAUAAAUUAAAUUAUUAUACUCCUGAAUAUGAAACCAAGGAUACUGAUAUCUUGGCAGCAUUCCGAGUAACUCCUCAACCCGGAGUUCCACCUGAAGAAGCAGGGGCUGCGGUAGCUGCUGAAUCUUCUACUGGUACAUGGACAACUGUGUGGACCGAUGGGCUUACCAGCCUUGACCGUUACAAAGGACGAUGCUACCACAUCGAGCCCGUUCCAGGAGAAGAAACUCAAUUUAUUGCGUAUGUAGCUUACCCAUUAGACCUUUUUGAAGAAGGGUCUGUUACUAACAUGUUUACCUCAAUUGUGGGUAACGUAUUUGGGUUCAAAGCCCUGGCUGCUCUACGUCUAGAGGAUCUGCGAAUCCCUCCGGCUUAUACUAAAACUUUCCAGGGACCACCUCAUGGUAUCCAAGUUGAAAGAGAUAAAUUGAACAAGUAUGGACGUCCCCUAUUAGGAUGUACUAUUAAACCUAAGUUGGGGUUAUCCGCGAAGAACUAUGGUAGAGCAGUUUAUGAAUGUCUACGUGGUGGACUUGAUUUUACCAAAGAUGAUGAGAAUGUGAACUCUCAACCAUUUAUGCGUUGGAGAGACCGUUUCUUAUUUUGUGCCGAAGCUAUUUAUAAAUCACAGGCUGAAACAGGUGAAAUCAAAGGACAUUAUUUGAAUGCUACUGCGGGUACAUGCGAAGAAAUGAUGAAAAGAGCUAUAUUUGCCAGAGAAUUGGGAGUUCCUAUCGUAAUGCAUGACUACUUAACAGGGGGAUUCACCGCAAAUACUAGUUUGGCUCAUUAUUGCCGAGAUAAUGGCCUACUUCUUCACAUCCACCGUGCAAUGCACGCUGUUAUUGAUAGACAGAAGAAUCAUGGUAUGCACUUCCGUGUACUAGCUAAAGCUUUACGUCUAUCGGGUGGAGAUCAUGUUCACGCGGGUACAGUAGUAGGUAAACUUGAAGGAGACAGGGAGUCAACUUUGGGCUUUGUUGAUUUACUGCGCGAUGAUUAUGUUGAAAAAGACCGAAGUCGUGGUAUCUUUUUCACUCAAGAUUGGGUCUCACUACCAGGUGUUCUACCUGUGGCUUCAGGGGGUAUUCACGUUUGGCAUAUGCCUGCUUUGACCGAGAUCUUUGGAGAUGAUUCCGUACUACAAUUUGGUGGCGGAACUUUAGGCCACCCUUGGGGAAAUGCACCGGGUGCCGUAGCUAACCGAGUAGCUCUAGAAGCAUGUGUACAAGCUCGUAAUGAGGGACGUGAUCUUGCAGUCGAGGGUAAUGAAAUUAUCCGUGAGGCUUGCAAAUGGAGUCCUGAACUAGCUGCUGCUUGUGAAGUAUGGAAGGAGAUCACAUUUAACUUCCCAACCAUCGAUAAAUUAGAUGGCCAAGACUAG